Molecule: messenger RNA, 4110 nt
Organism: Schizosaccharomyces osmophilus
Lineage: Eukaryota; Fungi; Ascomycota; Schizosaccharomycetes; Schizosaccharomycetales; Schizosaccharomycetaceae
Gene: rif1
Product: telomere length regulator protein Rif1
Exons: 2
Coding region: 1-4110 (1369 amino acids)
Biological process (GO): telomere maintenance
Cellular component (GO): nucleus
Source: RefSeq, a predicted model, not a curated record
AUGAGAAAAGACAAUGCUGUGAAGGAGUCCCAAAAGGUGCAUGUUGAUGAUCCUUCGACACCAAACGGAAAAACAGUAAACCCAAGUGAUCCUGCUUCAAAUUUGACGCGUAAAAAGAAGGUAGCAUUUAACACUGAACUUGAAAAUUCUCCUGGAGGAAGCCAACCUUCGUAUGGAACUCCUAAACGCGGUAUUUUAAAAACCUCUACUGCACUUGCUCGUUUAAAACAAACGGAUGAAUCCAAUGAUCAGCAAAACGGAUUUACAAAUGAAGCAAACGGCACUUCAGAGGACAUUCAAUCCUGGUUUCGUUCUGGUAUUGAAGAUCUUGAGCAUGUAGAGCGGCCUGUACGUAUUGAAAUCUAUUCCAAGCUAUCAUCAUUUUUAAAGACAUAUACACCAAAUUUGCCGGAAGAUCCCAUAUUCCUUCUUUUAAAUCAACUUUGUUCGUUUUUGUUAUGUGACAGAAGUGCCUGCUUAAACACUGGCAAACCUGAUUUUCAUUUAAACUGUCAAGCAAAUAAGUUACUUAGUGUUCUUCUUUGGCAUCCAACCAUUUCUUCCCAUAUUCAAUCCGAUACCGCUAGUGUCUUUAUUGAGCAAUCACUUCAGAUUUUAGAAUCUUCCAAAUUAACGAAAGCAUUAGCCGCCCAACAUUUGCAUCUUCUAUCCUGCCAAAAAUGUCCUUUGGGUAUCCCCCCUUUAUGCGACCGUAUUAUAAACGUUUGUCUUACUCUGCCUUUUCCUUCCUUGGUAGUUGGCCAAGAGCGCCUAGCUGUGCUAAACAAAUUACUAAGCCAAUGUCCAAAAGCGUUUGCUCAAAGAGUUGUUGACUGGGCGCCUUAUCUCUUAGCUUGUCUCGUGGACGCUUCUAAACCGAUACGUGAAAAAGCGUUGUUGCUGGCAUUAGAUUUGAGUAAAUAUCUAUACCAUGAUAAGCUUAUUGCCCGUUCAAUACUCUCAAGUUUUCAUACAGAAAUUGGGGGAACUACCUUUAUUUACUUAAUCUCUAAUCAUUUCGAACGAUUAGUAACCGAAGAAGAUGACGGCGUAUAUGUAGCUCAUGCUUGGGCUGCUAUAAUUUCUAUCUUGGGUGGCGCACGCAUUUCCUCAUGGGAAUACUUCAACGCCUGGUUGAAGAUUAUUCAACUCUGUUUCAACAGCGCAAACCCUUUAACCAAAUGUGCUGCUCAAACAUCUUGGAUACGUCUGAUUCACGAAUUUUCUCUCUCAGAAACGCUCACGCAGGCAAAUAAGCGUCUAACACUUCUAUGCCAACCUAUAGCUAUGGUUCUGAGUACUCGCAAUCUUCCUACGGUCAAAAGUGCUGCAAUGAGUACCUUAACCGCCCUCAUUUAUGCUUGUUUAAGACCGGGAAUAUCCAGUCCCAUGCUUUCACUCCUUUGGGACACAGUGGUCGUAAAAAUAAUUGAAAAAUCCGCACUAAAAAGCGAACAAACAAUGCCUGAAGCAGCCGAUAUACUUAUCGCGUUAUUUGACGCUUCCUCAAACAACUUUUGGAGGGAUGAUCGCCUUGUACAGCGUGAACUGAUUGAUACUAAGGAGUUACCCAAACUCAACCCAAAUUGGGUGCGCUCCAACUGUCAAAAAACCAUUGAGCCAAUAAAUUCACUAAUAUUAUUGGCCAGACCAAAUUACAAUAUAAAACAAAACCAAGGCCGCAAACAAGGCAAGGGAAUGAGCUAUGAGCAAAGUUUCGUCGUUUGGACUACAUUCGUUAAAUGCUUGUCUAGUGCAGGACAAAAGGAAAUAAAGAGAUCAGUUGAUACAGGUAAGGCUAUUUGUUGUAUUUGUACCUCCUUACGCAAUUUUCUAUGCGCAAAACCAUUGCGUAAAGACGAGGUUUACAUUGAAAGACUUACUCGUUAUGCUUCCCUGGUUCGUUGUACUGUAGAAGCUUAUGAUAUUCAACUUUUCGUUGAAUAUUCUUACAUCGUUUCUAAUAAUGAAUUGCUACUGAUGGAUCCUACUGUGCAAAGUAGUGACCAGGAAUCUAUAUGUCCUUUAGUAUAUCUGUUGCAAUCGAUGGCUACCCUGACGGAUGGAACUAUGUUUUCUACUUUACAUGCGGCUUAUAGUAGUAUCUUGUCGCUCUUAGACGAAAGUAACUUAAGUCUUGCCGUUAAACUUCGCUUGUACUGGGAUUGUGUAUCGCCUCUUUCAGAGCAUGAUAACUUAAUACUUGCUAGGGUUUUAGUUUCCCAUGAAGUUUCUCGAUCUGCCUCCGAGGCUUUUUUAAUAGAAGUGAAAAACAAACAAAAGAGAAAUAUCUCCUUUGAAGAAUUUUUGGGAAUUGAGCAUUCAACUGUUCUAAAACUACUGAGUUGGAACGUUAAGUAUUGCAGCAUAAGUGAUGCUGACAGCGUUGGAAAUCUACUAAUUCACUAUGGUAAUACAGUAUCUGAUCUCUAUGGAGAAGAUAAAGUUUUAAUUUCUGUUAUUGAACCAUUUAUUCAUAUAUUACAUAAGGAUUUAAGCUUUGAAUCUAGCAAAAUUUUUUCAUUUGCGAUGGCUAUAAUGAAAGUUCCGUUCUUGUCAUUUUUAGCUGAGAAUGAUCAUACGUUGUAUGAUUCUGCUUAUUUUGAAGAUUGCCGGGAAAGUUAUCUCAAAAUAAUAAAUAUGUAUAAUGCAUUACUGAUAAAAGCUUAUGACUCUGACCAAAUGGAUUUGAAGUGUUUGUUUAUUGAAGCAAUUUCGAACUAUAUGAUAAGCAUUCCGAAAAGCCUUCGUUUACAGACCGUCUUCGGGUUGGUUGACGGCCUUUCUCGUUGGUUUUAUAUGGAAAACGUUAAUACUUUUUUAAAAAGCAGCUCCAUUUAUAACAUGUGUAUUGAAUUUUGCCAGCUUAUACUUAGACUUAUCAUUGAAGCUGAGCAGAAUCCAAAUGAAUUGAUAGAUAAGCUUUCUCCGCUAAUUACCACCGGGCUUAAGAGUAAAGCUGCCGAUGUUGUCGUCUCGUUUAUUUAUUUCUGGAACCAAAUUUUCGGGUCUUUUGAAUCUGAAGAAUAUCCAAUUGAACUGCAAAAAACGAUAAUAGAAUUAUCGCAUGACCAUUAUAUCCGGUUGCCGUUUUCAUCAUCUUAUUCCGAAUUCAAGGAUUUGGCUAAUGAACAAAAUACCCAACCUAAUAACGGUAUCAUAGAAGGGAAAAAUGAUAUUAACUCAGGCAUAGUUUCUACGCCGAAGAAAGAGAACAGCUCGAAGAAAAAGAACAAGAAGAAUGGCUCUAAUAAGAAAAAAGAGAACAAGUCAUUGGAAGCGAAAGUACGGGAAAGUGACAAACCUCCGGUCCAUUCUGAACAAAGUUCAAUGGAAAAUUCAGUCAUGCCACAAGGUGGUAGCGAUGGCUAUAACAAGAUUUUGGAUGACACAGCUGAGGGAUUAGCGACUUCUCAGGUUAAGAAUUCUACGGGAGAAAUUGGCAAAAUCAUUGAACAUGGAGAAAAUACAGAAUUGAAUACCACUAAAGAUGUACAAAGCGAUCACAUGGAUGUGAGACUUGACGAUAGUCAGCAUAUCAACGUUGCUGGCAAUGUUGAUUCAAAGCUUCCUACCGUAAUCGAGUCUCCGGUGGUCACACAUGACUUCAUUGACUCAUCCAAUGUAAAUAUUUCUGAUAUUAACAUCGAAGGCCUUACCGUAGAAAAGAAGUCUCCAACGGAGGUUAUUGUUGACGCUGACUCCUCUUAUGAAAGCAACCUUCUACGAAGAAGUAGUUCAAGGACUGAAGAUGUUGCUUUGCUAAAUCAAACAACAUCGCUUGAGCCACAGACAGUCAAUGACAAAAAAAGAGUUUUUGAUAGUGAAGAAUCUGAACUUGGACCAGCCGGUUCAAUUGAGCACGGUAAGAAACGGUUUACUAGUCUCCUGGCGGAAGGUGGUGAAGGGGAUUCAGACACAACUACUGGUGUGACAAAUCUGAUAUCGUCUUUAGACGAAUCAUUGACACCUUCAAGUGCUAUUCGAGUCUUAUCUGAAGCGACUAGUCAAAUAGAAGAGUCCAUUCAUGGAAUGAGGUCUGAAGAAGUACUUUGCUUGGGAGACAUAUUGGGUCGGUUACAAAAGGCAAUAUUAUCAAGGGUUAAUUAG